Messenger RNA from Orbicella faveolata, 3915 nucleotides. RefSeq lists its product as uncharacterized. Lineage: Eukaryota; Metazoa; Cnidaria; Anthozoa; Scleractinia; Merulinidae. The record is from RefSeq and is a predicted model, not a curated record. Gene Ontology annotation, biological process: ubiquitin-dependent protein catabolic process via the multivesicular body sorting pathway. Gene Ontology annotation, cellular component: ESCRT I complex. Gene Ontology annotation, molecular function: ubiquitin binding.
UAGGAAAAGUGCAAAGUUAUGGCUUUGUAAAUCUUAAUUCAACUUCGUUUUGAGGAAUGUAUCGAAUUUUAAGGGAACAUUUUCCGAUUGAAUAACAUUUUCUUUAAAUAGCCAUUUCAUAACAUCUUUGAGAAACAACGCAGGCGCAAUGACAUCAUCAAGAGUUAACAUGGAGGACAACAUCGAAGUAGCAGUCCUUCCCCUUUAGUUUGACAUAACCUUGCGAUGGCUUCGUUUCAAAAGACAUUUAGGAAGAGUGGAAGUCAUCAUGCUGAAUUUCACUCUCUUCAAGGGGUCGACGUUAAAAUUGGAGAAAAAUUCAGACCACCGAAGAAGGUGACAUUACCAGUGGGAUGGCAACAAAAAGAUCCCUCAUUUGCCCUGAGCUUAACAUAUGACUUCAGCCUUGAAAGAGAUGUCAUUGCUAAAGCGGAUGCACUCAGGGCUUCAAAACAGGAACUAUCAGAAGCUUCCUCAGCUGAAUCUCAAGUGACAAGUUCUUCCACAGAAACUCUGCCUAGUCAAAAUUCAGUAUUUUCCAACGUUGGAACUGAAAUUCUUCAACCUGUGGUGGCACCUGGAAGAGGGCAUAAGAAAAAGGACAGCUUUGGGGGAAAGGGGAAAAAUGCAUUUGACCUUGCAGACUUUGAAGGUGACACGUCAACACCAUUUGAGCUGGUAGAAUUACAGACGAUAAAUGAUUUAGAUGAACUUAAAAAUGUCCUUCAACCUAAUGCAGUACCCUUGGCAACAACAGAAAACUCAUCUAGUUCAUGCGAUUAUAGAGCACGUGGUCUUCCAACUGGUUCACCUGGGAGUGAUGUUAGUCUAACUGCAAGCAAUGUUCCACUUUCAGGGAAUUCAUUAAUUGAUAUUUCUAGUUCUGCUAAUGUGUUGCAAAAACCAUCACCUCCGAUAAUAAGUAGAACUGCAGAUACAAGAAGGUCACCUAAUGCCAAUAUAGGGGGUACAUUGUUAGUGGACAUUGGAGAAAUGAGGACUAGCUUGGUAACUCCUCCUACAAUUAUUUCAGCAAGGAAUGAUUCUGUUCCAAGUAGUUCUUUACCAAAUACAAGGUUUCUUCCCAAAGACAGGCCUCUCUCCAGAGGAGGAUUAUUGCCUCCCAUUGGACAGAGUUUUCCUUCGUCAGGGUCUCAACAGCCACAAGGACAGCAACCCAUGCAAAUCGCAACACACACUAGCGAGAAUACAAAUUCUUACCAAGGUGGGAUUUAUAGUUUUCCUAAAACUCCUCCUCUACAAGGACAAGAGAAAACCACUAAAGAACAGGAAAUUAAACCAAACUAUGGACAUUAUGUUACUCCUCCCUCUGUUUGUAGUUCAAGAGAACCACAGUGGAAUGUGCCAAGGUCUCCCGACUCUCAGAAUACAGGGGCUCGCUAUCCUGCUCCUUUGCCUCCAAUUUGUACUUCACCAGAAGAAUGGCAAACCAGCCUAUCAGCGGAUGUAGAGCAUGCAUAUAGAUCCUCUCUACCAGAUCCGUGGCCUGUUUUAGAUGAAUCAGAGCAGUCAUUUGUUCGCAACAUUGCAAGCAUGGGCUUCCCUACACCUCGUGUAAGUAGGGCUGUACAGAGACUUGGAAUGAAGGACAGUGAGGUUAUGGAAUUUCUUCUUGCUACACAAGAAUUAUGUGAAAUGAACUAUCCAGCAGACACUGUAGAAGUUGCCCUUGUGUACACUAACACUGAGAAAGCUAAGGCAGUAGAAUUUCUUGAACUGGUGAAAAAAUUUAAGGAAUAUGGCUUCAAGGAGAAUAAUAUACUGGAUUGUCUCCAGGCUGCUAACAAUGAUGGUGACAAGGCUCUGGAAUAUCUUAUGACUCUUUCAUCUACAUAACAACUGUUUAGAGUUAAGAGAGACUAUCAAAUGAAUGUUCAGUUCUUCUCUGCAUAUGUUUACAAACUGCCCGUGUUUAAAGAGGAACCUUGGCUGCUUGGUGGCUUAAAACUUGAAUAUUAGGAUUAGUUCUAUGAUUCUUAUCAUUAACUCUAAAAGAAUUUGUUAUUAUAGUAAUCUAAAUGAAAAUGAUUGGUUAGCUUUGUAUUUAAGAAUGUCAUAGAAAUAUACGGAUAUUACUUGUGUGAAAACUGUAAUAACAACUGCACAUGACUAAAUAGCGGCAUGUUGCAUAGUGAUAAUAUUUCCCGGUGAAAAGCAAUAAUGCCCAGUUAUAUGCAGAGCACAGUGAAAUGUGUGGACAAAUCAGUCUUUUGGCUUGCAUAGCAUGCACAAGAUCAUCAGCAUAUAUUCCUUAAAAUCUAUUAUGUGCAUUCAGCAUAUAUGAGUGAGUGUAGGAAACAACUAAUAGGGACCUAGCAGCAAUGAGAUUGAUGCACAUAAGGGAACACUUCUAAGGGGUUUGAAGCAGACGCUGCAGGCCAUAAGGGAAUGUACUGAAGGGUCAUUAUUCAGUUACUCUGUGUUUAUGAGGGAACUUGUCACAGGGACUAAUGUAAUUCACUCCUGUUAUGACUGUUGUGUAUUGUCAUGUCUCUGCAGGGUCACAUUUUUCGCUUGACAGGAAAAUCGCUUGUUUAUUCAAUUUGUUCCUGGAAUUAUCCUGUUGGUUUAAACCUGUUCGAAUAUUAGGGACAAAGUUUCAAUAAUUAUAUAUCUUUGAACUAAAGGGAGUUGUUAACCCUGCUUCAAGCAGGAAAUACUUCUCACCUCUAAUGAACCGACCAAAAACUACAACUGGAUUGCUUUCCUCUUGAGUAUUUAAAGGUGACAUGAUUUUCGUACUCGUUUGUACUUGCCCAAGCCUUUUAAAAGCUUCUGUACACUUCCUUUCAACAAGACUGCCUUUAGUACAGUAGAAAUCAUUUGGUUUCCUACGGUGGCCUUACCAUUUUGUGCAAGUACGAAUGAGUUCACUUGUAUUGCCAGUUUACAAAGCUAGUUUUUAUCCCAAAUGUUUUAUUAGUAGAUGAAAAGAGUAAAUAGAUUUGUUGCUAGCUGAAUUAUUUGAUUACAGGAUAAUACGUUUUUAUUUUAUUUUGUUCAUAGACCAGGCAGUAUCUGGUGCUUAAUAAUUGUGAAAAUAAUGUUAGAUUUAAUAAACAUUGCAGACCAACAAGACAAAAAAAGCUAUUAUAAAAUGCAGUUUUAGGAGCUUUUAUUAGUCAUCUAUUAUUUGCUCCCCCCGUGCCCGACCCCCAAACACUAUAACAAGUGUUUUUAUUUAAAGAAUUAUAUUUACAAUAGUAUGACAAGGCGUAGUGUGACAUUAAAUGGUACGACAUGACAUGAAAUAACCUGUCAUGUAUUUUAGUUGUAAUGUGAAUAAAAAGAACAAUUCUAAUUAUAGUUCAUUGGUACUAAAUUAAUGAGGUGUUAAAAAUGAUAACAUAGGCCUCAUUCUGACAAAUGAUCAUGGGAAAAUUUGAUAGUACGAAUAGGAGCACAACACGACAGAUGGCCUGUUGAGCUGUUGCUUUUAGUGGUAUUUUCUCUUUAAAUUCCCAUACAACCCAUUCAUAGUACAUGGCUCGUAAGGAUAGUGCCUACUAAGUACAAAGGUCUUUUGCCUUGCGUGAUGCGCAGAAUAAAUGCGCACAAACAAAAGUGGGCACCGCCCUUAAUGUCAAGUGGGUUCAAAAUAUACCACAAAAACACUGCAAAACAAUACACAGUCUAAAAUUAGAGAAGAAUCCCGUUAAUACGAUCACCAUUGGACUACACAAUUGUGCUAUUAAAGGCGUUCUUAAAGUAAGCUUGUAAAAAAACAACCAAGUAACGGGUUUCUUCGGGCCAAAGAAGUGGCCGUAAUGUUAAACGAAGUAGUUUUUUAUCUUAUAACUGUUGAUGUUGUUGAAAACAGUUUAUCUAAUGAGGUAACAUCCCGUGUGUGAUCCAAUGACAGUCUUGCUAGUUAUACGAACAAAAAUUACCGCA